AUGCCUCUUGUGCCUGCCGUGUUUCAUUGUUCCGUCGUCUCUGAUUACCCGGAACUCUCGAAUCAGCACGAUUUUCACAAGCACCGAGCUCAGGCCAUCGCCUCACAAAACCUGCUUCCCCUUUGGGACAUUUGGUGCGAAACUUCCGCACACCGCCCCAAAUUGUCUAAAAACACCAUAAACCCGAAAUGGCGCCAUCUUUCGAAGCGCAAAAGCGGCGGUUACCCGGCGCUUGAUCGCUUAAGGGGGCAGUCUGGUUGCGCGAAGGGACCUCAGUCCCAUUCUGAUGCUAUUUCUGGUUCUAUUUCUGGUUCUGGUUCAGGAUAUAUAAAAGAAAGGGUGAGAUGGGCUCAUGUCGUUUCUCCGAGUUGGAAUUUGUUGCUGUUCGACUCGUGCAACAUACAUAAGGUCUACAAGUGUAGGUGUCAGUGUCUGUUGUUCUUUAUAGAGUGUUGA
Molecule: messenger RNA, 456 nt
Organism: Zygotorulaspora mrakii
Lineage: Eukaryota; Fungi; Ascomycota; Saccharomycetes; Saccharomycetales; Saccharomycetaceae
Exons: 1
Coding region: 1-456 (151 amino acids)
Source: RefSeq, a predicted model, not a curated record